AUCUCAAACAGAUUUAACUGGGGCCAAUCUCCCCCUCUUCUUUCAAACCCGGUCCACCACGCGAGCAGCCGAUUCUGGAAAAGUCUUUCCAUCCACUCCGAGUCUUGAUUGUGAGGUUGUGUGUCAAGGGUGACGAAUCUUGUUCGGAAUGCUUGUUUCUAUUUAAGCAAUAUACAGUCAUGGGUGGCAAGUAUAAGUCUGUUGGUCUUUCUCGACUUUGGGAGUUUCUCUUUUCCUUCAGCUCACUGCAGUUGUUCAUUCGCUUUGCUCUGCUCUGCUCUUAUCUGCUCGUCUCCAGUCUUGACUAAUUCCUGUAUAUAAUAUUUACGAACCUCCUUUUAAAUAUGAAGUUCACCACAUCCCUCGUCUCGGCCGCCUUGGCUAUCACAGCCAUGGCAAGCCCAACUCCCGUUGCAGUUGGGAAACGGGACCAAACGCUGUGUGGAAGCUUUGGAUCGAUAGCUACGGCAGGAGUAGUGAUAUACCACAACAACUGGGGAGCAGGUCAAGCAUCAUCAGGAAGCCAAUGCACGACUUUCACCUCCGUUAGCAGUGCGAAAUCCUUCGUUUGGUCGACCAGUUGGUCGUGGGCUGGUGGACAAGGUCAAGUGAAGUCUUACUCCAAUGUUGCACUUGAGAAGGUCAACAAGAAGAUUUCGGAAAUCUCAUCGAUUCCUUCAACUUGGACUUGGAGGUAAGGAUUAUAUCCCCCCUUUUCCAAACUACUCCACACCGAAUUUCUGAUAUUAAUUGUAAUGUAGAUACACUGGCGACAACAUGGUCGCAGACGUCUCCUACGACCUCUGGCUCGCUCCCUCCGUCGGCGCCAACAACCAAUACGAAAUCAUGGUCUGGCUCGGAAGCUACGGCGGCGCGGGACCCAUCUCCUCAACCGGAUCCACGAUCGCGACACCUACCAUUGCUGGUACGAAAUGGAACCUGUUCAAGGGUCCCAAUGGAGACACCACUGUUUUCUCCUUCGUUGCGCCAAGCAACAUUGGGAAUUUCCAGGCUGAUCUCAAAUUAUUCUUUAACUACUUGACGAGUAGCCAGGGAGUGAGCACCAAUUCCGUGGUUACUAGUUUGCAAGCUGGGACGGAGCCUUUCUCUGGUAUGUUAUUUUCAUGAUUUCUUUUGUCCUUGUGGUGAAGGAUGGAUGCUAAUUUUGUUUUUCUAGGCUCUAAUGCUGUCUUCAAGACUUCGGCAUAUACUAUCAGUGUGAAAUAAGGGAUUGAAGCUGAGGAUUCACGGAUCUGUUGGUAGCGACUACCACGUAGCAAGUCGAGUACUUCAUUUGUAUAUAUUAUAUG
This is a messenger RNA of Hymenoscyphus albidus, 1310 nucleotides long. NCBI's taxonomy places the organism in Eukaryota, Fungi, Ascomycota, Leotiomycetes, Helotiales, Helotiaceae. The record is from the annotation of a GenBank genome assembly.